UUUUUAUUUUUAAAGGACUAGGUUCACCGGUCAGCGUUCACUAACGUUUUUCACGUGCUUGUGUACAUUUAUUUUAAUAUUAUCUUUUCUUCAUAAACAUCAAAUAUUAUUGAUUUCAGUUUAAAAUGAAGAAGCAAGUAUCUCUCCCUAGUAUAGUGAAGACAAAAGUGAAUAGUAAAGUGAAGGAUAAACUAUUUAAAAAGAAGAUAUUUCGCUUGUUGCACAAGAAGAGAGAACUGAAACAGUUAGUCAAAAAUCGAGGAGUUGUACACAUCAAUCACAUUCCACACGGAUUCUAUGAGGAAGAACUUUUCAAAUACUUCUCUCAAUUUGGUGUCGUUACAGCUGUCAAGGUCCCACGCAGCAAUAAGACUGGGAACGCGAAAGGAUGCGCGUUUGUUGAAUUCGAUGACAAAGAUGUGGCGCAGGUAGCGGCCGAUGCCAUGAACAACUAUCUUAUGUACGAUUGUCUUCUCAAAACUAAGUACAUCGCCCCCGACGGACAGAAGCCGACAGCAUUUAACAGAAGUGGCAAGCCCUGGGUGAAUGGAAGCCCGACGUCUGCGGCCGAUAUGAGACGAAAAGAAGACAGAAGGAAUAAGGAGAAGCCGGUCAAUGAUUUCGAGGCUUUUGCCAAGAAAACAAGGAGUUCUGUGGCCAGAUUGCACAGGAAGCUAACCUCCAGGGCCGGAGUCGACUAUGAGUUUCAGGUCAGUUGCUAUUAUCAUUCAACAAAUUGUAAUAUCAGAAAAUUGUAAUAUUCCAAGGUGAUU
Nilaparvata lugens (brown planthopper) is the source of this 773-nucleotide messenger RNA. RefSeq names its product MKI67 FHA domain-interacting nucleolar phosphoprotein-like. Bases 126 to 758 code for a protein of 210 amino acids. Gene Ontology annotation, molecular function: RNA binding. NCBI's taxonomy places the organism in Eukaryota, Metazoa, Arthropoda, Insecta, Hemiptera, Delphacidae. Gene Ontology annotation, cellular component: nucleolus. The transcript has 4 exons. Gene Ontology annotation, biological process: maturation of LSU-rRNA from tricistronic rRNA transcript (SSU-rRNA, 5.8S rRNA, LSU-rRNA). The record is from RefSeq and is a predicted model, not a curated record.